ACAGAGUUAGGGUUGGAAGAGAAGGGCAGCUGCGCAUGAAGUAGAGACAGGAGAAAGAAGAGGACUGAGGGGAGAAGAGAAUAGAUUUGGAGAGCAAGGCAAAAUGCGGGCAGAGUUCUGGCUGUAGCGGCAUCAAGGAUAGAAUAACAGAAGAAGUGGACAACUGGACACAAUACUUCCAGGGAGUAAAGGAGAAGUAUGAGAGAGUAAUAAAGGAUAGUUUGAUUAUUCAGGGUGGAGUGAGAAGGAGCAAUAGUGAGGGGACUGCCAAAAGGAGAGAAGGGGAGAGAGGGAACAAGAGAGGAAUGUAAAUCAAGAAUUUAAAGAGAGAGGUGGGAGAGACGGGAUAGGAGAGUAAAAGAGGGGACAGGUGAGGAAGAAGACCGCGUGGGUAAAGUGAAACAAGGCUUGAAUGAUUUGGGGGGAGAGUGCAGGAAGAGAUAUAAGGCAAGUAGGACAAAGGGUUUUGAAUACUCACACUCCCUACAAAGGAGCAGGACGUCGAAGGUUGAAAGAGGCAAAAAGGAGAGAAAAAGCAGGUUGAAAGCUGCCCACAAUGGAACAAGACUCGAAGAAAGGAAAAAAGGCCCUGGUGUCUCCCAUUAAGCGCCUGGUUUUCCCUAAAUCUGGCAGACGUUCCGCAGUCAAACCCAACAGUUACCGACGGCCCCUUCACUCUGUGCCUGUGAUGCCCCCGGACUUUCUCAUUGACCCCCAAAUCCUUCUGCAUGAUUAUGUAGAGAAGGAGGUCAAGUUCUUGGGGCAUCUGACGUGGGUUGUCUCCUCCCUGAACCCAUCCAGCAGAGAUGAAAUCCUGCAGCUUUUGGACAUGGCCAGGACACUGAAGGAGCUGCCAUUACACUGCACCCCAGAACAGGACAGUAUCCUCAGCAUGUCAGCCCGCAGCCUCUUGCUCACGUGGAGAGAUAAUGAAGAGCUGAUCCUGAGAAUCCCAACCCAUGAAAUCGCUGCAGCCUCUUAUGUCAGGGAUGAUGCUCUGCACCUCUUGGUCCUGAAAACAGGGCUUGGGCUGGACGCAGUACCAGCUGCCGGUAGUUUGGAGAGAAAGCCACCAGCAGGACCAAGUGACAGAAGCCAAGGAGGGGGGAACUCAGGACAUAAACAAGCAGGUGGUGCCAUGGAGAGAAGACACACAAUAUGCAGUUUAGACUGGAAGAUGUCUCAUGGAUCAACAGAUGGACGUCAAAAAGGUGGCGGAAGCUUAGAGAGAAAACCAGUGACAGGCAGCUGGGAGAAGAGACAUGGAGGUCCAGCAUGUGGUGAAAGUUGGGAGAGAAGAAUGACCUUUAGUGGAAGCUGGGAGAGGAGGCAGCCCCGCGGAAGCAGUUGGGAGAGGAGGCAGCCAUGUGGGGGCAGUUGGGAGAGGAGGCAGCCCUGUGGAGGCAGUUGGGAGAGAAGACAGGCCUGUGGAGGCAGCUGGGAAAGGAGACACACAGGGCAGAAUCCACUGGAUCCAAAGGAGCCCAGCCCAGAGGCUUAUUGCAACCUGAUCAUUCUGGCUGUUGAGAAUAGGGACGCUGCGGAGGAAUCCUGUGCUCUCAUUUGUCAGGUUUUCCAGAUCAUCUACGGAGACCAAAGUAUUGAGUGUGUUGACCGCGCUGGAUACCAUUACACCUCCCCACCAGAGAGACCAUGGCUUUGUCGCUGUGAGAGCUCUCACACCGACGGGACAUUUGCUUACGAUGCCGAUUUCAGCUGCUGCAGCUCCUUCAAUGGCUCCCAUGACACAUUUGAAGUGAACUACAGUGGAGAAUCAUCGCCGUCCAAUGCUAUGUCGCAGCAGAGCCUGGCAUCUGGGUGCAGUGGUGCUGAGCAGGGCAGUGUGGGGCUGGAACAGCUACAGGAAUACUUGGCCACGCUGAGAAACAAGUUGUCUCCAAUGGAGAUACAGAAAUUUGCUGCUCUCCUGCGCCAGUACCGGCUUGGAAUGGAGGUGGAAGAAUAUUGCAGGGAGUUGUUACACCUAUACGGGGACAGCCGGAAAUUCCUGCUUCUUGGUUUGCGGCCCUUUAUCCCAGAUUUGGACAUUGGCUAUUUUGAGGGCUUCCUGGAGAACAUUGGGAUCAGAGAGGGUGGAAUUCUGACGGACAGUUUUGGAAGGAUCAAACGCAGUAUGAGCAACACUUCGGCAUCUGCAGUCCGUAAUUAUGACAACUGCUCGCCGGGCUCAGAGUCGGAGUCAUUUCACCGUAUUAUCAGCAACAUUACGCAAAACAUUGAAGCGCUGGCGCAAGAUGAUGAUGACUACUUGUGACCUCUGGCCAAAGAUUCUAUGCACAAAAUGAUAUUUUAACCAUGAAUUUAGUACUGGCAGCCUCCUCUCUCCAUCUCGCAUCUAUAGUCAGACAGAGUUAAGUUGCUAUGGUAUGCACAACUAGCAACUAAACUGUAUAUCUGCAGACGUUUCCCCAAGAAAAAACACACAGAAGAAAUACGGGGUGUAAGCUGCACCCAUAAAAUGUCUGACACACAGGACAGAAUCUAACCUUGAUAAAUAAAACCAUGUUUAUUUACACCAAAUAGUUCCAACAUUAGAUCUGUCACGUGAAGGAGAAAAGCAUUUUCUGUGUUACGAAGACAGCUCCUUGCUGGGGGACAGGCGUUGCAAAUUAAAAAGGGGGAGAGGGGGGGUGGGUGCAAUUGGGUAGUGGAGAGACAUGAGAGCAAGUCUUGCCCAUGAACAUGAUUGAGGAGGCCGGUACCUCAGCAGGCCACUUCCCAGCAAGGAAUGGGGUAGGAAUGCCACAGGGACAUAUGGAGGCAGCUCCUAAUUAUAAGGGGAUGAAGGAGCUGGGGAGGCAUUUCUGGGAUAGUAACAAAAAUCA
Molecule: messenger RNA, 2846 nt
Organism: Xenopus laevis (African clawed frog)
Lineage: Eukaryota; Metazoa; Chordata; Amphibia; Anura; Pipidae
Gene: ccm2l.L
Product: CCM2 like scaffold protein L homeolog
Exons: 10
Coding region: 557-2275 (572 amino acids)
Source: RefSeq, a predicted model, not a curated record